AUGACAAAUAAUUACAAAGAUCAUACAGUUAACUCUUCACGACGUUUUAAACUACCAAUAUCUUCUACAUCAACAUCAUCAUAUGAUAAUAUUGCCCUUCCAAAAAUUGAAAAUUCUCGAUUUAAGAUUAUUCAACGACGCCAAACACGGACGAAUACAUUACUAGCAUCAAUUACAAUUUUAUUUGUUUUAGCAUGGUUACCUUUGCAUAUUUUUAAUCUUGUUAUGGAUAAACGUGAAUCUUUAAUACUUAGAGAACCAUUCGAUAUCACCUUAUUACCUCAGACAGAGUAUGUAAAUAAGAGUAUUACUGAAGCUUACAACUCAAAUCAACAAUUUGAAAUCAUGAAUCAACAGAUGACUGCAUUUUCAUUACCACCAAUUAAUAACAAACAAAAAGAGAACAGUAAAUAUGGUAUUGGCAGAAAAAUUACAUUAAUUCAUUCCUUUUGCUUAUUAUGCGUUCUUGUUUCAGCCUGUGCAAAUCCUGUUCUCUAUGGAUGGUUGAAUGAAAAUUUUCACAGAGAGUUAACUUUAAUGUUUCCAUGGAUAUUUCGAACAAAACAACAAGAUUCAACAGUUUCAAUGAAUGCUGAUCGGAAUUAUCCUAGCACACUGCAAUAAAAUAUCCAUACAAUAUUAUCAAUCAGAGAAUACAUAUAUGUUUUAAAUAUUUUUAUUGUUCGUUUUUCUUUUUUGAUUUUUGCCCAAAAUACACAUGAAUAUUAUUUUCAAAAGAGUGAUAGAAUUCCUUAUUCUUCAAUUUUUUUUUUCUUUCUACUAACUGUAAUUACUUAGGCAUCUUCUAUACUUUUAACACACCGUAUAUAUCAACAUGUGCUCUCUUUGAUGUAUUCCAGCACUUGUUAUUUUGGCGC
Trichobilharzia szidati is the source of this 878-nucleotide messenger RNA. The record is from the annotation of a GenBank genome assembly. Lineage: Eukaryota; Metazoa; Platyhelminthes; Trematoda; Strigeidida; Schistosomatidae.